AUGCUCUACGCGGCCUCCCUCCGCAGUGCGUUUGACGCCGCGCGCAGUGGGGCAUCCGCAGCUUUCUCGAACGAUGCGCUGAAGAUCUUGCUAGCGUUCACCUCCGCCUCUGCUCUCGUCGCGUCGACCAUAGACGCAACGCCUGUGUUCCGCAGGAUGCCCGAUGGUGUCAGAGGAGUUCUCAGCAUGGGCAUUCACGCUUCGGGAGGUGACGCCACGGCUUUUGCGUCCAGCCUCGACUGCUUAGUCAACGGCGGCGAGCAACAGAUCGGGCCCCUGAGCGUUGUCGGCCUUGUGUUUGCUCAGGCAGCCAUUGCGAUGCUCCUGGCGAUGACGGCGCAGUUAAUCCAGUGGUUCCGGGCCAAGUACACGCCAGGCAGCCUCAUGGUGUGCUACAUCGUGGCGACCAACCAGUUCGUGCCACUCAUCACCGCAGCGUGCGCCCGCUCGCUCCCGUGCUACCACACACAGGUGCACCCGGACGAUCCCCUUGCGCCUGCUGAGAGCUGGCUUUCACACGAGUCACUGGCAAGUUGCAGCGGCAGGGCGAGGUAUUCGAUGAUCACGGUGCCUCUGGCUUCUGGUGCCAUUGUGGCAGGGCCGCUACUUUGGAUCUUCCUGAUUCGCAAUUCGGUGCACGACCACGCAAUGAAGUUCAUCACAGGGUCCUACACUGAGGGGCGGCAGUCUUGGGAGGCUUUCCGUCUCACCAAGACUACUGUGCUCGCUGUCACCGCGACUCUGGCUCCAACCACAUACAGCCCAUCUUCCAAGUUAGCCAUGGCACUCUUCACGAUGACCGUGUUCCUUGGUGCGCACAUGCGUCUCCGACCGUACAAGUACCAGGAGCUCAACGACGCAGAAGGACUCUCUCUCCUAUUCACUUGCUGCAGCCUGAUAUGCGCCUCCGUCCUCGCGACCGACGCGUGGAGCUCCACGCAGGAGAUGCAGGCGGUGGUCCUCUUCCUGUCCGCCGGCUUCCUCCUCGCAGCCUUCGUGUACCUGGUGAGGUUCUACGCGCGGGCGAAGUACCACGAGCUAUUCUCUGAGGAGGAGGAGGAGGAGGAGGAGGAGGAGGAGGAGGACCACGCGGAGGACGCCAAGGGUGAGACGGCGGACGCCGCGGAGAGAGGAAAGCCGCCGGCGGAGGGCAGCACGCCCUCGGCGGGCGUCGUGGAGGAAGGGGGCGGGCGGCGUUCGAGCGACGACGGGGGCCGGGGCGACGAGCCCCAGGAACCGCCGCCGCAGGCCGAGGUCCCCAAGAGGAGGUCGUAG
Molecule: messenger RNA, 1275 nt
Organism: Prorocentrum cordatum
Lineage: Eukaryota; Dinophyceae; Prorocentrales; Prorocentraceae
Source: the annotation of a GenBank genome assembly